AGAAGGCUCAAGGCAGACCCAGCAAAGAGACGGGGAGAGUAGCACAUCCGCACGAGACAGUUUCAGGAUCCAGCUGAACAGGAGAGAGAGCGCCACUCAUCCCCACUCCCCCUCCCAGCCAAGGGGAGAGCAAGUCUAAAUCAUGUUGCUUAUCAGUGCUGUUGUGCUGUGAUGUUGCUCAGGCACAGCCCGGCGAAGAGCAGGAAGCCUUGUGGACCUCCGCCGAGACCCGGGAUCCGCCCAGAGCUGGAGAGCCUGACCCCGCCGCGCCUGUCGCCCCCACUUCGCGGCAUGUUCCCCGAAGAGAGCCGGGGGUCCGGAGGGGUUGCAACAGUGGAUUUCCUGGAGGGAACGUAUGACUAUGCCACCCCGACCCCAACCCCGACCCCACUCUAUAGCCACCCCAGUCCGGGCUACUACUCGGCGCCGCUGGACACUCAAGGACCUCCAUCGGACGUCAGCCUUCAGUCGCUGGGCAGCGGGCCCACCAGUCCUCUCGUCUUUGUGCCCACCAGCCCCCGGCUUAGCCCCUUCAUGCACCCCCCCAGCCAUCACUACCUGGAAACCACUUCGACUCCUGUCUACAGGUCCAGCGAGCCGGCCGGUCAGCAGCAGGCCACCAGAGAUGAGCAGUGCGGCACCAGCACGGAGCCUUACGUUGUGGGGGGGUCGGAGGCCGCCGCCGCUGGAGUGUUUAAAAUGGCCAAAGAGACGCGCUUCUGUGCCGUGUGCAGCGACUACGCCUCCGGCUACCACUAUGGGGUGUGGUCCUGUGAGGGGUGCAAGGCCUUCUUUAAGAGGAGCAUCCAAGGCCACAAUGACUACGUGUGCCCUGCAACCAAUCAGUGCACUAUUGACAGGAAUCGAAGGAAGAGCUGCCAAGCGUGCCGACUAAGGAAGUGUUACGAAGUGGGCAUGAUGAAAGGAGGUGUACGCAAGGACCGCCGCCGUGUUUUACGCCGUGACAAGCGGCGCACCGGCACAGCUGAGAAGACCGCCAAGGAAGGGGAGCAUAGAAAAGUGUCCCCCCAGGACGGGAGAAAACUGGGUAGCAGUGCUGGCGGGGGAAGAUCAUCAGUGACAGACAUCCCUUCUGACCAGGUUCAUUUCAAAGACAUGAACAGAUUUAUUGUUUACAAUUGUUGCAAAUAUGCUAAUUAUGUUCUACGUCAUCAGGUGCUACUCCUGUUGCAGGGGGCUGAACCGCCGAUAUUGUGUUGCCGGCAGAAGCUGAGCCGGCCUUACACGGAGGUCACCAUGAUGACCCUGCUCACCAGCAUGGCUGACAAGGAGCUGGUCCACAUGAUUGCUUGGGCUAAGAAGCUUCCUGGUUUCCUGCAGCUGUCUCUGCACGACCAGGUGCAGCUGCUGGAGAGCUCCUGGUUGGAGGUGCUGAUGAUCGGCCUCAUCUGGAGGUCCAUCCACUGUCCCGGCAAGCUCAUCUUCGCUCAGGACCUCAUUUUGGACAGGGCCGAAGGAGAUUGUGUUGAAGGCAUGGCUGAGAUCUUUGACAUGCUGCUGGCCACUGCCUCGCGUUUCCGCAUGCUCAGACUCAAGCCUGAGGAGUUUGUCUGCCUCAAAGCAAUCGUCUUGCUCAACUCUGGCGCAUUUGCGUUCUGCACGGGUACGAUGGAGCCGCUCCACGACAGCGUGGCUGUGCAAGGCAUGCUGGACACCAUCACCGACGCCCUCAUACACCACAUCAGCCAAUCAGGGUGCCCCGUGCAGCAGCAGGCCAGGCGCCAGGCCCAGUUGCUCCUUUUACUGUCUCACAUCAGGCACAUGAGUAACAAAGGCAUGGAGCACCUGUACAGCAUGAAGUGUAAGAACAAAGUGCCGCUUUACGACUUGCUGCUGGAGAUGCUGGACGCUCACCGCCUGCACCGUCCGGUCCAAGUGCCUCCCGGUGGAAGCGCCAGCGAUGACCCCUCUUUUAGUUCCGGAGGCAGUAGCCAAGAAAGCCUCAGCAGAGCCCCCCCGUGUCCAGGCGUCCUGCAGUUCGGAGGGUCCCGCCCCGACUGCGCUGACAUCUUAUGAGAUGGAGCUUAAACGGAACAAAAUAUCAGCGUGGAAGUGGAGGUGAUUUCAUGAUUGAGAUGAUUUAUCCAUUUCUGUGAUUUGUUCAGGCACAAAUCAUCACUUUUGACAUCGCGAGUGCCAGCUUACAUCACAUUGUAGCCAACUGUGAGCUACUCUCAUUCCAAUUAAUGAGCAGCUAUUCUUCAUUUUCCCAUUCAACCAAAGUGCACUUCCUCUUUAAGGGGCUAUUGGGCAUUACUUUCAUCUUUUUGCAAAAUGUGAUUCAACGUGUAAUUUAUUUUAGAUUUCAACUGCCAGCUGAGAUCAACAUGUCUGAUGUUGUGCUUUUGUCAUGUUUGGAAACAAUAUGAACUGUUAAGUCAAACGUUUGUCUCUCUGUCUGCUGUGUUGGUGAUGAAUUAAAAGAAAAUACAGCGUCUAA
Nerophis ophidion (straightnose pipefish) is the source of this 2461-nucleotide messenger RNA. RefSeq names its product estrogen receptor 1 (gene esr1). The transcript is spliced from 8 exons. Gene Ontology annotation, molecular function: sequence-specific DNA binding; zinc ion binding; DNA-binding transcription factor activity. Lineage: Eukaryota; Metazoa; Chordata; Actinopteri; Syngnathiformes; Syngnathidae. The record is from RefSeq and is a predicted model, not a curated record. Gene Ontology annotation, biological process: regulation of DNA-templated transcription; steroid hormone receptor signaling pathway. Gene Ontology annotation, cellular component: nucleus. The coding region runs from base 172 to 2037 and encodes 621 amino acids.